Drosophila eugracilis is the source of this 502-nucleotide messenger RNA. RefSeq names its product protein dpy-30 homolog. The coding region runs from base 109 to 456 and encodes 115 amino acids. The transcript has a single exon. Lineage: Eukaryota; Metazoa; Arthropoda; Insecta; Diptera; Drosophilidae. The record is from RefSeq and is a predicted model, not a curated record.
UAUCAAUGGAAAGAUAUAGAUACAUUUGCCUUUUCAAAUGUACCUUUGCUUAAUCCUUCCAAAGUUCAUAGAUAUUAUUCUCAUUUCCUGACCUAGUGACUUUUAAAAAUGGCGAGCAAGCAGAAAGUAUCUCGCCACGAGAAGAAAAUGCCAAACGUGGUUAAGGCCAAGAAAAAUCCUUCCGCCAUAAUUUCCGUCCUCUGCCCUGAUAUCGAGAAAGCGAAGAAAGAAACCAAGCCCACGACAGGAGAGGCCAAGGAAUGUCCCCGAACUCAAGGUUAUAAGCCCCCGGCCGAUAAGCGGACGUACCUAGAACAAGCAGUGGUGCCCAUUCUGAUGGAAGGUAUGCUGGGAUUAGCUCGCGAAAUGCCCCGCGAUCCCCUUGGUUACUUGGAGAAGUUCUGGCUUCAGGACAAGCACAAGUGCGACAUCGAAUUGCCGCAGAAUUUGCUUUGAUUUAUUAUUAUCAGUGCAACCCAAUAAAAUUUUAAAUUAUCAGCUG